CGACGGUAAAACUAAUCUUCCCACGCAACUAUGAGGUCUCCUCCAAUUCUUUCGCUCAAAUCGAGUUCACAGGCUUCUCAGAGGAUUACAUCGGCAUGGGAUACUAGACAUGUUUCGGAUUGGGAUCGGCUUUAUCUGCCCUGAAAAACGUCAAGACUCGCAAUUCUGACCACGCGGAAGGCCGUAUCCGAUGCGAAGAACACUACGGCGGCCAUGACCAUCCACUGAGAAUCCAUUGCAAUGGCGCGAUAUGGUGCGAAAGCCUGCUCAGAUUCAGUGGGUAACGAAUGGUACUAUAUAUAAUUUGCCUCAAGGAAUGCACUUCAUAACGUCGAACAACUUUCCGUUUUUCUCAACUGAAGUUACUGAUGGCGUCCAAUAGGGAGGACAGAUCUGAAACUGCAUCCAUCGUCAAGGGUGCCACAAGUGAGGGUGGUCAAGAAUCGGUCACCGACGUUGAGACACGAGGCGACUAUGGAUCUGGUCGAGAUCACCCAUUUUCAGACCCCAAGAUAGCGGAUCACUGGCGUAACGUCUACGAGAAUGCAAAGUACGAAGGGAGGCAUCGAUAUGACCCAAACUUUACUUGGACGGCCUCUGAAGAACUUCGUGUGAGGAGAAAGGUCGACCUUCGCAUCAUAUCGUGGUGCUGGUUGAUGUUCCUCGCUCUCGAUCUCAACAGAAAAAAUAUCAAUCAAGCGAUUUCCGACGAUCUGCUACCGGAACUGGAAAUGAACACAAAUGACUUUAACUACGGACAGACCAUACUCCUGGUGUCGUUUCUUGCGGCUGAGCUACCUUCUGGUCUAAUCUCGAAGAAACUUGGUCCUGAUGUGUGGAUUCCUUUUAUCAUCACUGCGUGGUCUAUCACUUCUGCAGCUCAGGCUGGGUUGAAGAGUAAGACCGGUUACUACGUGUGCCGAUGUCUCUUAGGGUUGUUCAUGGGGGGGUUCAUUCCUGACAUGGUUUUGUACAUCACUUAUUGGUACAAAUCCAAGGAACUUGCCAUUCGACUCUCUUGGUUCUGGACCGUUCUCAGUACGAGCCAAAUCGUUGGAUCUCUUGCCGGAGCAGGCAUUUUGCAGAUGCGGGGCAGAUUAGGCUUGUCUGGUUGGCGAUGGCUUUUCCUUAUCGAGGGAUGUGUCACUGUUUGUGUUGGGAUCCUCAGCUGGGUACUCAUGCCCCCAAGUCCAUGCCAAACUGCUGGUCGUUUCAGAGGCAAGGACGGCUGGUUUACCGAACAUGAAGAGAAGAUAUUGGUCAAUAGAAUACUUCGGGAUGAUCCUUCCAAGGGAGAUAUGCAUAACAGACAAGGCGUCAACCUCGAUCGACUGUGGAAAACCAUUAAGGAUUACGAUAUGUGGCCGCUGUACUUGCUCGGCUUAACAGUGUACAUACCGCCAGCCCCGCCCCAGAACUACCUUUCAUAUAUUCUACGUCAAUUGGGCUUCAAUACCUUCAAUGCGAACUUGUUAGCCAUCCCGUCACAAUUUAUGUUCGGUGUAAACCUUCUCAUCCUCUCCAAAGUCAGCGAGUACUUCAACGAACGCGCGGCAAUUUCUUCCAUAUCGAAUAUUUGGAUCUUUCCUUGGCUCGUCGCGCUCGUGUCGCUAGGUGAAAAAGCAUCUACUUGGCUACGCUAUGCCCUUUUGACUGGGAUAUUGUCCUACCCUUACUGUCACGCCAUUCUCGCUGCCUGGAACUCGCGCAACUCGAAUGCCGUUCGUACGAGGGCUGUAUCGGCUGCUUUUUACAACAUGUUCGUUCAGGCCGGCAAUAUUAUCUCGUCCAAUGUCUACCGUGAUGACGACAAGCCUCUUUAUAAACGCGGUAACAGGAUCCUCCUGGGUAUCUGCACCUACAAUAUCGUCCUAUUUUACGCUGUGAAGUAUUACUACAUUGCGAAAAAUCGAAAACGGGAAGAGGCCUGGGCGAAAUUGACUGGAGAGGAAAAGGUAAACUAUAUACACAAUACGAAAGAUGAGGGCACGAAGAGGCUUGAUUUCCGGUUUGCUCACUGA
Molecule: messenger RNA, 2021 nt
Organism: Marasmius oreades (fairy-ring Marasmius)
Lineage: Eukaryota; Fungi; Basidiomycota; Agaricomycetes; Agaricales; Marasmiaceae
Exons: 10
Coding region: 369-2021 (550 amino acids)
Biological process (GO): transmembrane transport
Cellular component (GO): membrane
Molecular function (GO): transmembrane transporter activity
Source: RefSeq, a predicted model, not a curated record